Delphinapterus leucas (beluga whale) is the source of this 4757-nucleotide messenger RNA. NCBI's taxonomy places the organism in Eukaryota, Metazoa, Chordata, Mammalia, Artiodactyla, Monodontidae. The record is from RefSeq and is a predicted model, not a curated record.
CAGUGACCACAGCCCCCCACUGCGGGCAGGCGGGACGAGGUUGAUUCAAAAGGCAGAUGGGCCUCUGGCCGAAGCAUUCAGCUCUGCACCCAGCUACUGCCCCCCGCGGGCUGUAAGAGCGCCCAGACUUCCGGACUAGCUGGGGCGGGUGCCAUGUGAGCCCAGCUAGUCUCCCCCCACCCCCGCCCGCCCUCCUUCCUCCCCUCCUUCUGUGCCCUGUGCCUGCCCAGCCUCUCAUAAGACGGACGCUUGGCACUAUGUCUCUGCUUAACCCUGUCCUGCAACCCCCCGGGGUGAAGGCCUAUCUGAGCCAAGGGGAGCGCUUCAUCAGAUGGGAUGAUGAAACAACAAUAGCCUCCCCGGUUAUCCUCCGUGUGGAUCCCAAGGGCUACUACUUGUACUGGACGUAUCAGAAUAAGGAGAUGGAGUUUCUGGAUAUCACCAGCAUCCGGGACACCCGCUUUGGGAAGUUUGCCAAGAUGCCCAAGAGCCAGAAGCUCCGGGAUGUCUUCAACAUGGACUUUCCUGACAACAACUUCCUGCUGAAGACGCUCACCGUGGUGUCUGGCCCCGACAUGGUGGACCUCACCUUCCAUAACUUCGUCUCCUACAAAGAGAACGUGGGCAAGGACUGGGCUGAAGAUGUCCUGGCUCUGGCCAAGCACCCGCUGAUGGCCAACGCCUCCCGCAGCACCUUCCUGGACAAGAGCCUGGUGAAACUCAAGAUGCAGCUCAACCCUGAAGGAAAGAUUCCUGUGAAGAAUUUUUUCCAGAUGUUUCCUGCUGACCGCAAGCGGGUGGAAGCUGCCCUUAGCGCCUGCCACCUCCCAAAAGGCAAGAAUGAUGCCAUCAAUCCCGAGGACUUCCCAGAAUCCGUCUACAAGAGUUUCCUCAUGAGCCUUUGUCCUCGGCCAGAAAUAGAUGAGAUCUUCACUUCCUACCACGCCAAGGCCAAACCCUACAUGACUAAGGAGCACCUGGCCAAAUUCAUCAACCAGAAACAGCGCGACUCCAGGCUCAACUCCCUGCUGUUCCCGCUUGCGCGGCCUGACCAGGUGCAGGGCCUCAUCGACAAGUACGAGCCCAGAGGCAUCAACGUGCAGAGGGGCCAGCUGUCCCCCGAGGGCAUGGUAUGGUUACUCUGUGGGCCAGAGAACAGCGUGCUGGCCCAGGACAAGCUGCUGCUGCACCACGACAUGACGCAGCCGCUCAACCAUUACUUCAUCAACUCCUCCCACAACACCUACCUGACAGCCGGCCAGUUCUCAGGCCUUUCCUCUGCCGAGAUGUACCGCCAGGUGCUGCUGGCGGGCUGCCGCUGCGUGGAGCUGGACUGCUGGAAGGGGAAGCCCCCUGACGAGGAGCCCAUUAUCACCCACGGCUUCACCAUGACCACAGACAUCUAUUUCAAGGAAGCAAUUGAAGCUAUUGCAGAAAGUGCCUUUAAGACCUCCCCUUAUCCGGUCAUCCUGUCGUUUGAAAACCAUGUGGACUCACCCCGCCAACAGGCUAAGAUGGCUGAGUACUGCCGAACGAUAUUUGGGGAUAUGCUGCUCACAGAGCCACUGGAAAAGUUCCCACUGAAACCAGGCAUCCCCCUGCCCAGCCCUGAGGAUCUCCGAGGCAAGAUCCUCAUCAAAAACAAGAAGAACCAGUUUUCUGGUCCCCCAGCCCCCAGCCAGGAGCCGGGUGGGGAGGCUGAGGGGAGCGGCCCACCCAAUGUCCCUGUGGGUGAGGACACAGUGCUGAUGGAGCUGUAUGUGGCAGUGUGGGCUGGUGAGGAAGGGGCUGAGCUGGAGGAGGAGGAGGUGGAAGAGGAAGAGGAGGAGUCGGGAAGCCUGGAUGAAGAAGGGAUGAAGAAGAUGCAGUCAGAUGAGGGCACAGCGGGCCUGGAGGUGACGGCUUACAAGGAGAUGUCCAGCCUAGUCAAUUAUGUCCAACCCACCAAGUUCAUCUCCUUCGAGUCCUCUGCCCGUGAGUUAGCAUGCGGUGGUGAGAAGAACCGAAGUUAUGUCAUUUCCUCCUUCACGGAGCUCAAGGCUUACGACCUGCUCUCCAAGUCCUCAGUGCAGUUUGUGGACUACAACAAGCGCCAGAUGAGCCGCAUCUACCCCAAGGGCACCCGCAUGGACUCCUCCAACUACAUGCCCCAGAUGUUCUGGAAUGCUGGUUGCCAGAUGGUUGCCCUCAACUUCCAGACGAUGGACCUGCCCAUGCAGCAGAACAUGGCGCUCUUUGAGUUCAACGGGCAGAGUGGCUACCUCCUCAAGCAUGAGUUCAUGCGCCGGUUGGACAAGCAGUUCAACCCCUUCUCGGUGGACCGCAUCGACGUGGUGGUAGCCACCACCCUUUCCAUUACGGUGAUCUCUGGGCAGUUCCUGUCAGAACGCAGUGUGCGCACCUAUGUGGAAGUGGAGCUGUUUGGCCUUCCUGGGGACCCCAAGAGGCGCUAUCGCACCAAGCUGUCACCCAGUACCAAUUCCAUCAAUCCUGUCUGGAAGGAGGAGCCCUUUGUCUUUGAAAAGAUCUUGAUGCCUGAGCUGGCCUCCCUCAGGGUGGCUGUGAUGGAGGACGGCAACAAGUUUCUUGGACACCGCAUCAUCCCCAUCAAUGCCCUGAAUUCUGGAUACCACCAUCUGUGCCUGCACAGCGAGAGCAACAUGCCGCUCACCAUGCCUGCACUCUUUGUCUUCCUGGAGAUGAAGGACUAUGUACCUGACACCUGGGCAGAUCUCACGGUGGCCCUCGCCAAUCCCAUCAAGUUCUUCAAUGCUCAUGAUAAGAAGUCUGUGAAGCUCAAGGAAGCCAUGGGAGGCCUGCCUGAGAAUCCCUUCCCUCUCGGGAGUCCAGUUGCCCGCCAGGUCAAUGGGGCAUCAGCUUUAACGAGCAACGGGUCAGCAGCAGCCGGGGCCAAGGCCAGGGAGGAGGCCACGAAAGAAGCUGCGGCAGAGCCGCGGACCGCUAGCCUGGAGGAGCUGCGGGAGCUGAAGAGCGUCGUGAAGCUGCAGCGGCGGCACGAGAAGGAGCUGCGGGAGCUGGAGCGGCGCGGCGCGCGACGCUGGGAGGAGCUGCUGCAGAGGCGCGCGGCGCAGCGGGCCGAGCUCCGGCCGCCGGGCGCUGGGGGCGGCGGCGAGGGCCGGGGCCGCAAGCUCGGCCCGGGGAAAGGCUCCAGCAUAAAGAGGACCCCGCCGGGCGAGGACCCCGCCGGGUCGGCGCCGGCCGAAGGCCCCGAGGGCGCGGGCGCGCGUCUGCGAGAGCUGAGGGACAGGCUGGAGCUGGAGCUGCUGCAGCAGGGCGAGGAGCAGUGCGAGUGUGUCCUGAGGUGCAGGGCACAGCAAGUGGCCGAGCAAAUGACCAAGAUGAUGGAGCUGGCCAGAGAGAAACAGGCUGCAGAGCUGAAGACCCUCAAGGAGACUUUGGAGACUGACACCAAAGAGGUGAAGAAAAAGCUGGAGGCCAAGAGGCUGGAUCGGAUCCAGGCCAUGAUGAAGGUCACCACAGACAAGAUGGCUCAGGAGAGGUUGAAGAGAGAGAUUAACAACUCCCACAUCCAGGAGGUGGUGCAGGUCCUCAAGCAGAUGACAGAGAACCUGGAGAGGCACCAGGAGAAGCUGGAAGAGAAGCAGGCAGCCUGCCUGGAACAGAUCCGGGAGAUGGAAAAGCAGUUCCAGCAGGAGGCGCUGGCACAGUACGAGGCCAAGAUGAAGGGCCUGGAGGUGGAAGUGAAGGAGUCGGUGAGGACCUACCUCAGGGCCUGCUUGCCCUCUGCGGAGGAGGACAAGCCUGAGAGGCCCUGCAGGGUCUCCAGGGAGCUGUGUGAGCAGGAUGCACUCACAGAGAAGACAGAUGCCCAGGAGACCCUCCUCUGAUGCCCCCAUGCCCUUGGGACGUUCUGCAAGGACAUUCACCCUUCUCUGGGACGUGAGUCCAUUCCCCCUGGAGGAAAGGGCCCCAGCACCGUGAAGCUGCGGGAAGCUGGAGCUCCCUUGGACACUGGAGCCCCUUUCUCAACAGCCAGGCUAAGUAGGAGGCAGGAAGCAGGCCAGCUGGGGCCCGUCUGGGGUCUGAGGUCCUCUCCGUCCAACAUCCUGCCCCUCCUGCCUCCGCUUCCCCUCUGAACAAGCGUCUGUCACAUUUUUGUUGAGGGCAAAAGAAUAUGAACUUGGAGGCAUGAAAUGGGGCCCUGGCCCCACUCUGCAUUUCCUAGUGUGCCGCUCUAGACUCAGUUUCCUCACCUGAAGGGUUAGGCCUGGCCACCUGGAACCUCUACUCCAUCACCUGUAGUUCAAGCAGGUCCAAACUCCAAACUCUCCUGCCAUAAGGCGGGCAGCUCACCCUGGCUUCUAGGCCCCAUCUUGGGCUUGCCCUGAGUUGGCCUCAUUGUCAGCUCCCUAAUACAGAGUCCAGCACUUCCUUCCAGCUCCCUGCGGACAGCUGCUCCCAGGAUCCCAGGCUAAGGUGCCUUCCCUGCUUCCUGCCUUUGGGGGAUGGGAGGCUGAUGUGGAAAAGCUGCCUCAGCUGUGUGGCCCUCAGGCCACUGAGACAACUGGGGCUGGGGGUGAGGGGAGAAGGACGGCCUUUUGUGCACUCUCCCACCCAGAGCCCAGCCACCCCUUUUCCUAGGCCUGGGGGGUACUUCCCAGCAUGUGCCCCAGCUCAGGCUGUCCUGACAAGGUCAGCACCAUUUUCUCUCCUGACUUUAUGAGGUUUAUUUAUUUUUCUCUUUCUUACUCCUGCUAAAGAACCCUGUCUCAAGA